Molecule: messenger RNA, 2369 nt
Organism: Nicotiana tabacum (common tobacco)
Lineage: Eukaryota; Viridiplantae; Streptophyta; Magnoliopsida; Solanales; Solanaceae
Biological process (GO): meristem development; meristem maintenance
Source: RefSeq, a predicted model, not a curated record
UCUCUCAUCUCACUUCUGCCCAACCCAGCCACCACAAACCCGCCGAAAAUCACCAAAAAUCCGGCACUCCACGUAAGCAUUGGUCCCCUAUGGUCCCCCCUUCCCUUCGUUUCAUCUUCCACGUAGCAAAAUCCCAACGAAUCUCAUCAUUAUUGACGUAUUUUCUUGCUCUCUAAGUUGGAAUCGAAUAAAUGGAGGUCGUAGAUUGAAUCACUGUCAAUCUAGACCCUCCAUUUGUUCGAUCUCGAAUUAUAUAAGAGAGAAAUCAGACAGAAAUUUGGAGGAGGAAGCUGGAGAAAGAAGUGAAGGUUUACGAAAAAAAAUUCUUCUUCUGUUUUCAUCUUCAUUCUCAAAUUUUUAGACAUAAUUUAAUUUCGAAAAAAUACAAAAAUAAAAAUAGUGAGUUUAGAUUUUUGUUAGAACUUGUUUCCAUUUCGAAAAAUCAGAAAAUAUUCCAAAAAAUAUUUUAGUUUCUUCUUUUCUUAAAUUUUGUUUUAACAUGGAGAUUGAUUGAGCCGAGAUCGAGUUCGCCGUUCGAGUUCGAGUUCGAGUUCGUUGGUUUUUGCAUCCUGUCGCAUUGUAGCUGUUGUCCUCUUUGGAUUUUCAUUUCCAGAUUCACUUGUCUUCGAUUGAAAGCAGAAUUAAUCAAAAUUCCCAUCUAUCAGGUAUGGACCCGCUGAUUCGAUCCAAAGUGCUGAUGGUAGUAAAGAUUCCUAGGAAGUUGAUCAAGUGGUGGAAAAUGUCUUCAUCGUUAGAGCAACAUGAGUUAAUGCAGAAAUUGGGCACCCUAACUUCCCUUCUUGAUAUCACACCCCGCCCAGAUUUAGUGGAGGCGAUGCUGACUUAUUGGGAUCCGCAAAAUUUGAUUUUCAGAUUUGGAGAGUGUGAGAUGACUCCUACCUUGGCGGAAAUGUCUGGUCUCACUCGUUUAAGCUAUAUAGGCAAGGACAUGAUACUUCCCCGAGACCACUCUAGGACAAGAUUCCUCAGCGACCUGGGCUUGAAAGAUAACAAGCAUUUAAAAUGCCUCAAGCAGUCCUGGAUAUCUUUGGAUUAUUUGUUUACUAAAUUUGGACCACAGGAUAGUUUUGACGUCUUUUGGGAUGAGUUUUGCACAACCAAGGCAAAAUGGCAAAAACGUCGCCUCAAAGCUUUCAGCCUUGACUUGUUGGGAUUAUUGGUUUUUCCAUUAGAUGAGAGGCAUAUCAGCACCCGUCUACAGUCAGUGGUAAUGGUACUAUUUCAUGAGAAGCAAUGCAAAAUCGUUACCGUUGUACCGAUGAUCUUAGCAGAGUUGUACCGAGCCCUGAGUGAGGUUAGGGGAGGUGUCAGGUAUUUUGAAGGAAGUAACCUUUUGCUACAAUUGUGGAUGAUGGAGCAUUUGCACACCGCUUCCUUACUUUAUUCCAUCGACCGUGCCUUGAGGGAUCGGGUGGUAUGCAUCGAGCGUAGGAUGAAAUAUCCUAAGUUUACAUACCCAGUAGGCGUCACAACUUGGAUUGAGUUCCUUGGUUUGAGGACAAAUGGGAAUGUUUUAUGGGCUUAUUUUUGGCUACCUUUGGACCAUAUCUUGGUAGGAUGCCUCAUGCAGCCUUUCCUGAUGCUGAUAAGACUCAAGUGUGUCAGGUCGUACACUCCUGUUAGGGUAAUGCGACAGUUGGGAAGAAGACAAGAGGAGCCUCCAACUUUGAAUAUUCGGAGGCACAUCAUAAAUUUUAGCAAAAAGGUGGAUGAUGAAAUCAGGUAUGUGCAAUACUGGAACAAUGCAAAGAGGAUGAAGAAAAAUACAUUAGUAGAGGACGUUGGCAGGCCCGAGUGUACUCAAGAGUACUUGAUUUGGUUACAGUCUGUCCCACCAGGGGUCAGCACCCCAUUGCCAGCACAACUUAGGGGUCGGGCAGUUCAUACAGAUGAUUUUGAGGAGGCAUCGGACCAAGAUCCCUGGGAUAAGCUUGAGUUGAUAAAGUCUUAGUUGGCGGGAUUGGUAGCAAACGUGGAGAAGCAUGGCAAAUAUUUGUUUAGGGUCGGCCUUCAGGAUGCGGGGGCACACGCCAGGGCCUUUAUUCCCAGUAUCGGUGUUUCUUUACGAGGCAUGUUACAGAGUUUGAGCAUGACGGACAGCCUAGGACCAUCCCGAUCAGGACAGUCACAUUCAACAGCAGCUUGAGGAGUCAUUCUAUUUAGGUGUUUGAGAUUGUCUUAUGUUGUCUUUUACUUUCGUGCCUUGUCUAGAAGUAUCGAGUCCUUUAGGUAGUGUCAGAGUCUGUCGUAGUGUAGUUGGGUCUGUCAGGUCUUUUAUUAUCGUAUUUCCCUUUGUAUUUUAAUAUCGAAAAGUUUUAAAUGAAAAAUCCCAAAAUGAUUUUGUUUUA